Fusarium pseudograminearum CS3096 is the source of this 609-nucleotide messenger RNA. RefSeq lists its product as uncharacterized. The transcript is spliced from 4 exons. The record is from RefSeq and is a predicted model, not a curated record. Bases 1 to 609 code for a protein of 202 amino acids. Lineage: Eukaryota; Fungi; Ascomycota; Sordariomycetes; Hypocreales; Nectriaceae.
AUGGCGUCCGGAAGUGCUUUUGUUGAGCAGCCCGACAUCGACUGUGAAGCUCUCGAUGAGGCUCUCGAUGAGUCUCCUUUGGAACUCUUUGUUUCAGGAGAGAAGCCGCCGGUUCACUCGAACGAGCCGAAGAAGCAGCAGACUGAGAAGGGGAAGGGGAAGGAGAUUGCGGAGAAUGACACUCUGCCUAUGGUUCAUGAGUCCUUGACUGAAGAGGCUGAGGCCGAGAAGGCUUGGAAUGAACAGUCUGGGUUUUCCGAACCUUGGCGUCAACUGCAUGAAGGUGUCUGGACCCAAUUUGGCACUCAUACAACGCCCUCGAAUGGAGAGGCCUCAACUGGAGAGGCCUCGGCUGAGCACACCGGAGCUGAAGAGGCCUUGGACGACGAGGCCUCGGGCGAAGAUGUCUCGGGCGAAGAGAUCUCCACUGAAGAGAUCUCCACUGAAGAGGCUUUGACUGACCAGACCAAUGUGGCCUUCAGUAUGGACCUCCCCGAUGUUGAGGAGAUGGAUGAAGAGGCUCUUGCUGAAUUCCUCUACGUCUUCGAUCUCGUGAAACAGGAUGUAGCCCACCUUGGAAGACCGAAACCAAUCCGACGAAUGGAAUGA